AUGGGCUUUAUGUCAUUUUUGUUUUUUCUUCUUAUAUAUGCUCAAUGCUUAGUUGUAAAACUUUCAGAAGGGGAUCUCAAUGGGUUGGAUAAUGCUGAGGACUUUGUUGGCGACCGAUCAAAAUACUAUGACAUAAAGGAUAAUGUAAAUCCUGGUGACAAGGAUGCUCAGUCGAUUCGGAAUUUCGAGACACAUACUACCUCAGUGGACCAGGAAAAUGUGGUUCUCAGCCAAAGAGCUUCUGGGCCUCUGGAUUCAUCAGACAACCAGGAAUCUUCAGGGGAAGAUCACUUAUCAGCUGGACUUGACCACAAAAAUGUUCGGGAGUCUAUUCUAAAAGAACUGCCUUCAUUGGAUUCAGUUGCUGCAGAAGGUAUUAACACACAUGAAAUUCCAACUUUCAAUGAAUUCCAUGCAAUGGUUUCAGAAAGGUCACAACCACGUAAAGGGCAAGAUUGUGAAGUUGUCGAAAAUGUUGGUGUGACCAAUCCUGACUACGAUAUCAACAUUGAACAGAAAAUUAAGGCUUCACAAAUUCCUCAGGGAUCCGAAAAAGUACUACAAACACACGUUGAUGUUAAUCCAUCGGUUAAAUCUUCGAGAAAUCAAAUCGUUCAAGAUGUACCAGAAAAAAGUGUUUUCACACAUCAUAGUUCGUUUUCCGAUAAUAUCAAAAAAGAUUCUGCUAGUGAACAGCAUCAGUCUUUGCAAACGAAUUCUGUUGUGACAUCUAACUCAGAAACAAAUUCCAAAUCAAGUUCUCAUGUUUCUUCACAACCUGUUAUUACCACCACCACCUCAGCAACGACAACAAUAACUAACAAUGAUGCUGUUCAUACACCGGGCAAGAUUGACUUAACUCUUCGGAGAAAUGUCGCUUCUGUAGCCUGUGGUGCAAAGAUGUUAGGAUUCAGUAGAGCGAUAAAAAACCCCGAGGCUGUACUCAAUGAAAACAAUGAUGAAUAUAUGAAUGUUCCGUGUAGUGAAGAAAAAUGGUUAGUUCUAGAAGUAUGCCAACCGGUUCAACUACGGACUAUAGAACUGGCAAAUUAUGAAUUAUUUUCAUCACGGUUGAAAUCGUUUCGAGUUUAUGCUAACGAUCGAUAUCCAGCAAAGUCCUGGGAAUUGAUUGGUACAUUCACCGCCCGAGAUGUUAAGGGAAUACAGUCUUUCAGUGUUGUUGGUGGAAAAAUGAUCAAAUAUGUUAAAUUCGAAUUGAUUGAACACUAUGGUUCAGAACAUUAUUGUCCAUUAACGAUGAUUAGAAUAUUUGGUUUGGGUUCCGAUGAUUUAGAUGAUGAUGACGAUGUUGAUGAUGUUGAUGUUCGAUUAAUGAAUGUGCCAGAAACUACUUCAAAUCAUGAUUCGACAAUUACUCCGACGCAGGAUAAAAAUCAGCAUUUGGAAAAUCAUGAAAAUGAUAUCAUUACUAAAGAUAACGCAAAAAAUGAGCGUAAAGAUGAUCAAACUUCAUUGAAUACUACUAGUAGUAAUGAUGGUAUGUAUGAUACUACAGGGAUAACGGAAGACAACAAUCAUCACAUAGUCAAUGUCAGUACAUAUGAUCCUGAAAUUAAACUAACUAAUUCAGAUUUGACCAGUGAAGAUUAUCCUAACAAUCAGAAUGAUGAUCAUGAUCAUAAACACAUUGUUGACAAGUUGUCUAAUAUUGAUUCUACUAACAGUGAUUCAUCUGUGGAUUCCUCGACUAUGUACCACACUGAUGAUACCGCUUCUUCUGAUCACCACCAUAAAUUAUUGGGAGAUCGAAGUAAGAAACAUUCGGAACAAACAACCACUGGAGGCAGUUUAGAAAAUCACAAUGAUAAUUAUAAAAACAAAUUUUGUGAGAAAAUAGAUCCUGUGAAGGCGCUUCACAAACCAUUUUGUCCAGCUGGAUCAAUACUGUAUCGUUCUAUAAAUAAUAUCAAUGAUCAUUCUACAACAACUAAUUGUCAUACUUCCAAGGUUACAAACAGUGAUUCACCAACUCCACAUAAAUCUCAUUUUUAUCCAACUGUAAAUAUUCAUGAUAAAGCAUCAGCCACAAUGAAAUUACCAUCGCCUAUUGGUCAAAUUGGACAAAAUAAUAAAUCAUUACAAAACAUGAAUACAGUUAAUUUAACAUCGAAAUUGCAUAAUAAACUCUUUAAUCAAGUUUUCAAUCCAAUGAACCUAUUUACUCGAUUGGGAAAUGCUAUAAAACAUACUAUAUUUGGUAUUUUUUCACAGUUUUUCCCAUCAGCUAAAGAUACUAACAAUCACUAUUUAAUUUUGAAUGAUAUUGUUCCAACAUUAGAAAAUUAUCAUACAAUUAAUUAUUUAUUUAAUCCAAUGGGUUUAUAUAAUCUAUUAUGUAAUCAUUCUAUGAUGUAUUUAACAAUGAAUCAAAUUAAAGGUUUAUGGUAUUUACGUAAAUGUCUUAGAUUAUUAGAUAUACAAUAUUUAUCUUAUUCAUUGAAAUCAUUGAAUAUAAUCCAUCCAAUGAAAAUAGAAGAAUGUUCUCGCGCUAUUAAUCAAUUGAAUUUAACAAUGAUAACCAAUUCCCAAUAUGGGCAACCCUAUUAUCAUUGGUCUAUAUAUGAAUUAGAUAAAAGUAUUGGAUAUUUAUUUAUGGCAUAUCAAAUGAUGCAACAUAAUCAAACUUUAUUACAGUCAUCAUCAUCAUCAUCAUCCUAUUGUAUUGAAUGUACAUCCUUCUCAUAUUCAUCAUUGUAUGAUGGUAAUGAUUGUUGUGAGUUGUUUAGCUGGAAUUGGAGAACAUUAAAUAGAUUACUAUGGAAUAAUACAAUUGACAAUUAUAUGUGUCUCAAACUACCAUCAUUUUUAUUAUUAUCAUCAUCAUUUAAAUCUCCUAUUAUUCAUGAUCUAACCGAUUCAACAGAUAAUAAAAGAAUGUUCAUUGAUAAUUAUCAUCAUUCAGCUGAUAUUGUUAUUCAUAAUAUAAAUAGUAAAUCAUCUAAUAGUUUAACAUCAUCUACAUCUACAUCAUCAUCAAUUAAAUCACUUAAAAUGAAUCGUCCACAUUCACAUCAUGAUGAAGCAUUAGUUGUACCAGCUGCUUUAGGUGGAUCACAUCGAUCAACAGCAUAUAUGCGUCUUAAUAAUCGUGUACGUAUUAUUGAACGUAAUGUAUCUGUCAGUAUGAGGUACUUAGAAGAACUUAGUCAAAGUUAUCGCCGUCAAAUGGAACGUUUAUCACGUUCAUUUAAUUUAACUUAUGCUUGGUUAAAAGUAACAGCUCAUAGUGCUGAAGAACGUGAUCGUCAACAACAACAUCGUAUUUCACAAUUAGAAUUACAAUUGAAUGAUUUAACUGCACGUAUAAAAUCUCGUUUGUCGAAUUCAUUGCCUGCUUCUUCGUCAUCUGGUCAGCCGGAUUUAACAUUAACGUCUUCUCCUUUAUCUUCCACCACUCCAAGUUCAUCAUCGUCAUCAGAAUCAGUAGUAACAACGACAACCAAUACUGAAGGGACUAUAUCAAGUUCAUCUAAUUCAAAAUCAUCAAAUUUAGUCACAUCACUUACUUCUCCUCCACCAUUACCUGAUUUUGAAAGUUCUUUAGAUUGGAAUCCAUGGCUUAAAUCUCAACAUGAUGAUUGGUAUAUGAUAGUUGAUGGUGAUAUGGUUGUAUCUAAUAAUAAUGAAGAUGUUGAUGAUACAGAAUUUGAAUCCUAUGAUAGUUAUCAAACAAAUGAUGAUGUUUAUCUGUCAAGAUUAGACGGAACUACUGGUACAUUAUCUAAAAAUUAUAAAGAAAAAUUUAAACAAACUACAACUGGCACUACAAACUCUAAAAGUAGUGACAAUAACAUUAUCAGCCCUGACAGUAGUAGUGUGAGUAAUAAUCCAAAUGAAUAUAAUGCAAAAUCUUUAUUUGAUCCAUAUUUAUCCACAAGAAAUUAUAAACAUCAACAUUAUGAUAUGGAAUCAUCAUCAUCAUCAUUGUUCUCAGAAUGGAAACAAUUCCUUCUUGGAUUUUUAUGGUUAGAGUUCAGUUGGCCUGUAUGGUUAUAUAAUUUUGGAAUAUUUAUUCAUAAUUUCUGUCAAAUGAAUACAAUGAUUUUAAAUAUAUUCAGUUUGGUAUUACUUCAUCUCAUAUUAGCAUCAAUAGUUCAUUUUCUUAUUUAUUGGUUAUGGCUUAGACCAAAAAAUCAUCUAAUAAGUAAAUUUGAUACAGAAUUAUUGUUAUCUAGUUUAUAUCAAGUAUUAUAUUGUCAAAAAAAUCAUUCAAAUUUUAAUAGUUGUAUUGUAUAUUUUAAUUCAAUGAAUUCGACAAUUUCGACCCAACAUCUAACUCAUUUAAUUCCUUCAAUCAAUAUUAAUACAACUACUACCACCAAUAAUGAUAAUGAUAAUGCUCAAACUACUGAUAAUAUUACUGAACAUCAUGACGAUGAAUAUGACAUGAAGCAAUCUUUUGAUAAAGCAUCCAAUUUUAUUUUUAUCAAUACGAUGAUUACUGAUAAUAAUGGUGAUAAUGAUAAUCUUCAUACUACUGAUAAUGUUACUGAACAUCAUAAUGAUGAAUAUGACAAGAAGAAAUCUUUUGGCAAAGUAUCCAAUAUUAUUCUUACCAAUACUAUGAUUACUACUACUACUACUACUAAUGAUAAUAAUAACAGUAAUAAUAAUAAUAAUAAUAAUAAUAACAACAUUACAGUACCAAAAGUUCUCACUUGUUAUCAAAUGAAUGAAUUAUCUCAUAUAUACAAACCAACUAUUGAAAUGACUUAUGAUCAUUUGAUAAUUAAAACUGAUUUAAUAGAUAAUGAUUGUUCAAUCAAAGAAAUUUAUAGAAAUCCCAUUGUUACUAAUAUCAAUGAUCAAUGCAUGAAUAAUAAUAAUAAUAAUGAUGAUGUUCAUUCAUGUUGUUUAAUCAAAGAGAUACAAGUUAAUAAAAUUGAAGAUGAUGACAUCUCUUCUAGUCAAGUUAAAUUUGAUCCUCAACCUAAACAUGUACCAUCAUUAUUACAACUGCCUACAAUUUGUUCUUCAUCAGACAAUAGUCAAUUCAAUAAGGAUCAAUUGAAGUGUGGAGAAAAUGAUAGUUCACAAUCAUCUAUUUGUCAAUUGAAUGAAUUCUUGCCACAGGAAUGCAAUAAACCAUCAUGUAGACCAUCUCUUAAUCAAAAUAAUAAUGAUCUAGAGCCCCACCUCUCUAUGUCAACUCAUUUGGUAAUGAACUCCAAUUUAACGCCACCAACAUUGAUCAAAAAAAUUUCAAAAUCAAUGAAUAAUAAUCAUAAGAGAAAACAUAAAAGAAAACGUGAAUUAAAUAAUAAUGGAUUUAUGUAA
Schistosoma rodhaini is the source of this 5298-nucleotide messenger RNA. Lineage: Eukaryota; Metazoa; Platyhelminthes; Trematoda; Strigeidida; Schistosomatidae. The record is from the annotation of a GenBank genome assembly.